GCAUGAUCUUACAGGUUGUUCUCUCUUUCUCUCUCUCUCACAGUCUGCGAUUGUGGCUUUUGAGGUUCCUACAUUUCUUAGAAUGGGAGAAGUUCCGGAUUUGUUCUCAUUGUGUAUGGAAGCAGCUACAAAAGAAAUAAUUCAUGGAGAUCAUCUUCUGCAGAACAUAUCGGAACUUCCACAAGACUUGUUUGACUGCUUACUGAUGCGCUUACCACCAUUGGCAUUGCAUAAGUUGCAAGAGAUGCCAUUUAAACACUCCAGUGGCUAUAACAAUAUAAAUGGUAUCAGUAGUGAUGGGAGAAAACGUGGAAGAUAUGGUGACUUUGACGCAGCAUGGAAAAUGUUAUUCAAAUCACGGUGGCCUGAGGGCGUGAGGCAGAUCCAACCUGUUGACUUGUUGAGAAAAGAAGGCAUAGGAAACUUUGAACCAAUGAACAGUACUGGCGAUUGGCGACAGACGUACUGGGAAGCACAUCUUCAAAAUUGCCUAGAAAAUGCAGCAGAGAUUGCAUUCCUCCCAUCUUUUGAUGGACCUAUUGGUGAAAUUACCAUUCCAGAAACUGUUUUGAAGUGUAUUGGUUAUGAGGCUUGUAAUGAUUAUACAGCUUCUGCCCAGUCAAAAUUAUCUUACCAUUGCCAACAAUUUGGGCAUUUUGCCAGAAGCCUGAGACUUCAAAAUGUGCUAUGCAUUGCAGAAACAUGCCAGGAGUUAUUAAGGGGAAGCAAGCUGCAAAGCAUGGUUUUGCGGGGGAUUAAAUCUGAAGAACACGUGAAUGGAGCAUGCAAGCUUUUAAACCAGAACAAAGAGACAUUGUCAUUCCUUGAAUUUGUUCAUUGCAAGCUCUCUUCAAUUGCUUUGGGUGCAAUUUGUGCUUCAGUAUACAGAAAGGAUAUUGAGACACAUGGGAUUCAGUACUUCUCAAUUAUAGCAUCAAGCAUUCUUGAAAACAGCUCAGUUUCCAUUCCUUCUGGAUUUUCAUCUUUUCUCUCAUCGGGAAGGACUUUACGUUUGGUAAACUUUUCUGACAAUCGCCUGGGGCCAAAUUUUGCAAAAAUGGUUUUUGAUACCCUCCUUGAUGCUUCAUCAAAUCUGUCUGUCCUUGAUCUAUCAGACAAUAAUAUUGCAGGCUGGCUAUCCAAGACUAACUGGAGAUUCUCAACUUGCUCCUUAGCGUCCUUAGGAAUAGGGAAAUCCUUCCAGUCGUUACGUGUUCUGAAUCUUAGGGGAAACAAUUUGCGUAGGGAUGAUGCAGAUUGCCUAAAAGAUGCACUGAUCCAUAUGCCUAACUUGGAAAGUUUGGAUAUAAGUGACAAUCCUCUUGAGGAUCUUGGGAUUAGGAGUCUUAUCCACUAUUUUGUUGAGGCUACUGAAAGAGAGACACCCUUAGUUGAUUUGGAGAUGGAGAAUUGCGACCUCUCCAGCGAUGGAGUGGCUGAAGUUCUAACAAGCCUUGCAACCUUGAAGAAUCUAUUUAACACUCUUUCUGUUGCAAAUAACGACCUGGGCAGUCAAGUAGUACCAGCCCUGGUUAAGUUUCUGGGCACAUCCUAUGUAAGAGUGCUCAAUAUUGAAGAUAUUGGACUGGGUCCUUCUGGCUUCCUAGAGCUACAAGAAAAUUUUCCAGAGGAAGUAAAACUUGUUCACCUCAACAUAAGCAAGAAUCGUGGUGGAAUCGAAACUGCCAAUUUCAUCUCAAAACUCAUCUUACGGGCUCCAGAACUCAUUGCAGUCAAUGCAGGGUAUAAUUUUAUGCCCGUUGAAUCAUUAGCAGUUAUGUACUCUGCCUUGAAAGUUUCAAAAGGUAAACUAGAGCGUCUGGACUUGACGGGAAAUACUCGGUGCCAUGAGCCAGCUUACAUUUCUCUGCUUGAAGAGUUCCAAGUUCAUGGAAGGCCUAUUGUGAUUUUACCAUCAUUGCAUGCUUCUGUGGCACCUUAUGAUGAUGAUCCAUGAGGACAUGGCCGUCCAAUAUUUAUUUGAGUUUUCCAUCCUAAGGGAGUGUUACCUCAAAAGGUUCUGGUGGGCUUGUGGCACCAAGAAUCCAGCUAGCAGACUACAACCAUAGUGGUGCUCUCAGCCACCUGGAGGUUUAAUUGAAUCUAUAUUGAAGAACCCAGC
Messenger RNA from Telopea speciosissima, 2122 nucleotides. RefSeq lists its product as uncharacterized. The record is from RefSeq and is a predicted model, not a curated record. Gene Ontology annotation, molecular function: protein binding. Lineage: Eukaryota; Viridiplantae; Streptophyta; Magnoliopsida; Proteales; Proteaceae. The coding region runs from base 83 to 1957 and encodes 624 amino acids. The transcript is spliced from 16 exons.